Molecule: messenger RNA, 1787 nt
Organism: Felis catus (domestic cat)
Lineage: Eukaryota; Metazoa; Chordata; Mammalia; Carnivora; Felidae
Gene: DGCR6L
Product: DiGeorge syndrome critical region gene 6 like
Exons: 3
Coding region: 38-703 (221 amino acids)
Source: RefSeq, a predicted model, not a curated record
ACUGUCGUAAAAGGGGGCGGGACGCGCCGCGUUCGAGAUGGUCGUAAAAUGGGCGGGAUGCGUCUCACUCGGGCCUGACGCAGAGGAGGCGCGGGUUGCCCCGGCUGGCGGCUGGCUGGGCGCGACCACCAUGGAGCGCUACGGUGGCGCCUUCGAAGAGGCGGUAGAUGGGGCCCGGCAGCAGGAGCGGCACUACCAGCUGCUAUCUGCACUACAGAGCCUAGUUAAAGAGCUUCCCAGCUCUUUCCAGCAGCGCCUGUCCUACACCACGCUCAGCGACCUGGCCCUGGCGCUUCUUGACGGCACCGUGUUCGAGAUCGUGCAGGGGCUGCUGGAGAUCCAGCACCUCACCGAGAAGAGCCUGUACAAUCAGCGCCUGCGGCUACAGAAUGAGCACCGAGGGUCAGUUCCCCUUCCAGCGGCGCAGAGCCCCACACCACCCCUGCCCCCUCACCCGCACUAUGCCCUGUGUCACCCUUUGGAACCAAGAACUUCUUCACUCGAGCCACACCCUCAGCCCUUGGCUCCUCCCAGGCGUACCCACUCGGGGGGUCUCCGGAGCCCCUUCCUGCAAGGUAUGCUGGGCAGCUCUCCCUGCCCCCAUGAGAUUUCCUACCUUUGUUAUUGUAUUUUUACCAAACUUACUUAUUUAAAAAAAAAAAAAAAAAAAAAGUUAAAAUAUUUAGUAACGUUGGAAGAAUAAUGUAUACCUGUAUCCCCUCCAGGUAGAUUCAAUAAUUAACAUUUUGCCGAAGUUCUUAAUACCUCUAAAUAUAUAUGCAACACCAUAGGGUUUCACCCUGGAUCUUCAGCAUUCCUCUAGACUGGUGUUUUCUAACACAGCACUGUUAUUUGUGGCUGAACAAGUCUUAAUGGUGAGACAGUGUCUUGUGCAUUGCAGGAUGUUUAGCAGCAUCCGUGGCUUUUACUCAUUAGAUGACAGUGGCAUAUUCCUCCAGUGACAGCCAAAAAUGUCUCCAGACAUCAUUGGGGGUCAACUUUGGCCCAGGAUUGAGAACCAGUGCCCUAGAACAAGAACACUCCAACGUGACCAGGGACAGCAUCCUGAGAAUUUAAUCAUUCCAGGGUGUCUUCUGACCUUCAGUCCACAGUCACAUUACCCAACUUGUCACAGACUGUAAGGACAGUGUAGGUUUAUGCAUUGCAUUUGGUUACUUUGGUCUCUGCUCCUGGAAUAGUCUCAAAACGUUUACUAUGGCAUUGACUUUUUGAAGAGAAUGCCCCCAUGCUGGGUCUGUCAGAUUGCUUCCUCAUGCUGUUAUUUAACCAUUUCUCCACCCUGUUUCCUGUAAACUGGACAGCAGUUGCAGACCCAAUGAUAUGCAACUUAAACGUUUAUGGCAGAAAUUAGCAUUUCUCUCAGAAAUCGACAUUGGAUUUUGUUGAAUCCCUUUUUCUAUAUCUGUUGACAUGAUCAUGCGGCUUUUUGGUUACUAUGGUGAAUUACACUGAUGUUUGUAAUUCCUGGGAUAAAUCCUAGUUGGUCAGGAUGUAUUAUCCUUUUUGUCUAUGUUGGAUUUGAUUUGCUAAAAUCUUGUUAAGAAUUUUUGCUUCUGUGUUCAUAAUGAACAUUGAUCUGUAGUUUUUUAUAAUGCCUUUGCAUGGGGUAUUAGGGUAAGGCUGGCUUCAUAGGAUGAGUUGGGAAGCGUUCUCUUCAGGUUUUUAAGUUUUUAUAGAAUUGGUGUUACAUUUUCCCUGCUGUUGGAGUGGUUGUCUUUGUAAACAUUUCCACUGAGGUGUAAAAUGCAUACAGUCAAAAAUCCAAA